Molecule: messenger RNA, 331 nt
Organism: Homarus americanus (American lobster)
Lineage: Eukaryota; Metazoa; Arthropoda; Malacostraca; Decapoda; Nephropidae
Product: ectonucleoside triphosphate diphosphohydrolase 5-like
Exons: 2
Coding region: 91-321 (76 amino acids)
Biological process (GO): nucleoside diphosphate catabolic process
Cellular component (GO): membrane
Molecular function (GO): GDP phosphatase activity; UDP phosphatase activity
Source: RefSeq, a predicted model, not a curated record
UACUAACAUAUGUGAUCAAAUAUUUUUACACAGGUAAAGAAAUAUCUGGCAACAUCUGGGUUUCACACAACAGAAAACUCAGUUGGCAUCAUGGAUGGUCGUGAUGAGGGGAUCUUCUCCUGGUUCACUGUCAACUACCUCAUGGAUCGCAUCAGCAGUAAUCCAAAGGACACACUAGUGGCCCUUGACCUAGGAGGAGGAUCCACCCAGAUUACUUUUGUGCCUGUUGAGGACAGCACUCUAAAGAGCACUCCCCCAGAUUACCUCACCUCUAUCUCUCUCCUCCAUAAGAACCUGAAUCUCUACACACACAGGUACUGAGCACCAUUGU